AUGUCAGCUGAAAAAGAUACAGCCGCUCCAGCUGCUGCUCCAGCAGAACAGGCAGCCGCAACAUCUAAGAAGGAUGUCCAACUUGGCCCAGUUAAGCGCGAUGGUGAAAUCGUUAUGGGUGUUGCUCAUAUUUAUGCAUCAAAGAACGAUACAUUCGUCCAUGUUACAGAUCUUUCCGGCUCAGAAACACUUGCUCGCUGCACAGGUGGUAUCGCUGUUCGUGCUCAGCGUGAUGAAGCUACACCAUACGCUGCUAUGCUUGCUGCUCAGGCCGUCGCUGCCCGUCUGAAAGAACUCGGCGUUGAUGGCGUUCACAUCAAGUUCCGUGGUGAAGGUGGUUCAUCCCGCCGCCUUCCAGCCCAGGGUGCUCAAUCUGCCCUUCGUGCUCUUGCUCGUGCUGGCGUCAAGAUCGGCCGUAUCGAAGAUGUUACUCCACUUCCACACGAUUCUACACGCAGAAAAGGUGGUCGCCGUGGUCGCCGUCUUUAA
Messenger RNA from Trichomonas vaginalis G3, 489 nucleotides. RefSeq names its product 30S ribosomal protein S11. NCBI's taxonomy places the organism in Eukaryota, Parabasalia, Trichomonadida, Trichomonadidae. The transcript has a single exon. Gene Ontology annotation, molecular function: mRNA 5'-UTR binding; small ribosomal subunit rRNA binding; structural constituent of ribosome. Gene Ontology annotation, biological process: ribosomal small subunit assembly; maturation of SSU-rRNA from tricistronic rRNA transcript (SSU-rRNA, 5.8S rRNA, LSU-rRNA); translation. Gene Ontology annotation, cellular component: cytosolic small ribosomal subunit; ribosome. The coding region runs from base 1 to 489 and encodes 162 amino acids. The record is from RefSeq and is a predicted model, not a curated record.